CGGCCCCGCUCUCCGGCUCCGGCCCGGCCCCGCGCCGACCCCGGCCAUGACCCCGUCCAGCCGCCAGCAGGGCUCCUGGCUCCGUGCCGUGCCCGCCUGGCCCCGCUGGUUCCCGGCACGGCGGCCUGGCACAGCGGCACAUGGCGGCCCUGCGCGCGCUGCUGCUCCUCGGGCUGCUCCUGGCGGCGCGGGGGCACGGGGCGCACAGACGGCGGCCGCCCCCUCCCCAGAGUGCGCUGGAAAGAGUGAAGGCUCAAGAGGGGCUCAGCCUUCACCAGCUCUCAGGGAAGUGGUUCCUGGUCGGCAUGGCCUCCCGCUGCAGCUACCUGGCAGAGCACAGCCACCAGCUGGAGGCCACGACAGUGACAAUGACCGUCCUGGAUGGGCAGAGCCUGGCCAUCAGCACCUUCAGGAAGCUGGACAGGAUGUGCUGGGAAAUCAGGCAGCACUACCUUCCCGCCCAGGCCCCUGGACACUUCCUGCUGAAGGGCCACAGGAAAAGCAGCAAAGUGGAUGUGGUGGUGGGUGAGGCUGACCCCAGCAGCUUCGCCAUCCUCUAUUACCAGAAGGGCCGCAGCAUCUCUGUUAAGCUCUAUGGACGGAGCAGCCUGGUCAGCGACGCCAUCGUGGACAAGUUCGAGCAGCGCGUCAGGGCUGUGGGUCUGAGUGAGGAUGUCACCUACUACUUCCCCACCUAUGGGUUUUGUGACUCUGCAGAUGAGUUUCACGUCCUCGAUGGUGAGUUGGGGAUGCUGGGUGAUGUGCUGGGUGCCCCUGUGUGCCAGGCUUGGCCCCACGCUGGGCAUCAGCUGUGUGUCCCUGUCCUGGCACUGGGCUGGGCACACUGGGCCAGAUCCACGCUGCACUGGGGCUGUGGUCCUGCCCCAGGAAUGUGGGAGGGCUGGGCUGGCAUGGGAAAGGCCAUGCCAGACCAUUCCUCAGAACAGAGCCUGUGCCCUUGUGUGGCAAACCAUCACUCAGGAUGGGCAUUAGGUACACUGUGCAAAGCAAACCCCACUCACCCCUCACAUGGGUCAGACUGGGCUUGAUGGAUCUAUGUUGGUGUUUCCUGGGGUGAGGGCUGAUCUAGGAUGAGAUGUCCUGGCACAGGGACACCUUGGGGUGAAGGCUGAGGUCCCUGGGGACAGCUCCAUCACUUGUUAUUGGUGCUUGUGAAGGCAGAGGUAGGUCUGCAGCCCUGGUGCUGGGCUGGGACACCUCCCCACCCCCAGCCCCUCAGCACUUCUCUUCCUUCCAGAAACGAAGCUGUAGGUGCAGAUGGAGUUGCCAGGGGGUCCCAGAGCUCAGCCCUCACCUCAGCCAGCUGCCCAUGGCCACACGACCUGAGCACCUCCGCCCCUCCAGCUGUGCUGGCAGCUGUGUCUGUCCUUGUCCUGUGCCCCCCAGCUUGUGUCCCGCCUCUGCUCUGUGCCCCACUCUCCUGCAGGAGCCAGCAACACCCCAAUAAACACCUCAGAGAAGA
Passer domesticus (house sparrow) is the source of this 1483-nucleotide messenger RNA. It is a transcript of the gene C8G, whose product is annotated as complement C8 gamma chain. Gene Ontology annotation, biological process: complement activation. Lineage: Eukaryota; Metazoa; Chordata; Aves; Passeriformes; Passeridae. The record is from RefSeq and is a predicted model, not a curated record. Gene Ontology annotation, cellular component: blood microparticle; membrane attack complex; extracellular exosome. Bases 141 to 1049 code for a protein of 302 amino acids. The transcript has 6 exons. Gene Ontology annotation, molecular function: complement binding.